Candida tropicalis MYA-3404 is the source of this 1032-nucleotide messenger RNA. RefSeq lists its product as uncharacterized. NCBI's taxonomy places the organism in Eukaryota, Fungi, Ascomycota, Pichiomycetes, Serinales, Debaryomycetaceae. Bases 1 to 1032 code for a protein of 343 amino acids. The record is from RefSeq and is a predicted model, not a curated record. The transcript has a single exon.
AUGUCGGGAAUACUUAUCCUACCCAACGAACUAAUUAUCAAGGUAUUUCAAUAUCUAUCACCUGUGGAAACAAAUGAAUUAAUCCUUCAACUUGGUGAUUUCCGUACUACCCAUGCGCAUCCGAUAAUCAACUUGUUAUAUGAGAGACUUUUCAGUGGCAAAUUGAUGCUUAUAAAUGAUGAACCAAAUGAAACAUUUGAUCCAGAUUUACAAUUGACAUUAAGUUCAUUUCAAGAGAAAUUCAUUGAUGGAAAGAUAAAUUAUGAGAAUUUAUUAUUUCAACUGAUUCGACCUAAUAAAUUAGAAUUUAAUUUCACAAGACAACACGGGGAUUAUAUGAGAUUUAUAUGUAAUUUGAAUCAAUUUCAUGAAAUUUUAUUUGAUCCAAAUAUUCAAAGAUAUUUUGGUAAAGUAUUUCAAGCAGAUGUUUAUGUUGAUGCCAAUUUAGUAUUGAUUGAAAACCCAGAUAAUUUAACCGCGGUGAUCAUAAAAGUAAUUCUCGAAUUGAGUAGACAUGAAGAGUUUAUACAUAAGGUGAAACAUCUAACAGUUAAAGCAAGUGAUAUAGGGAAUAUGUGUGUUCCUCAAUGGUCAUAUUUGUUGGCCAAUUUCACUUCAUUGAUAUCACUUAAUCUACUGCAGAAUUUAUUACGGAGUAACUAUGAAGGAUUUUUGGAUGUGUGGGGUGUACACAAAAAAUUUCCUGACCGUUUGAGGAUAUUGAACCUAGAUUCGAAUAUGUUGACAUAUGUUAGUAAUAAUUUUCUUAAAAAUCUACCUGAUACAUUGGAAGAAUUAUAUAUGAAUCAGAAUGAUAUUGAAAUCAUUGAAAGUUGUGAAUUAGGUGAGGUACUCCCGAAUUUGAAAAGAUGGGAAUUGAAUUACACUAAAUUGAGACUUAUGAAUAGCAUGAUGAUUAGUUCAUGUAAGAAAGGAUUUACAUUUGAGAUUGUUUCUACUUAUCUAUCACUAUAUCAAAUUGAAAAAUUGCACCAAAUUGCCAAACAAAAGGAGUUGAUUUUAGUAUUGUAA